Pectinophora gossypiella (pink bollworm) is the source of this 2442-nucleotide messenger RNA. RefSeq lists its product as uncharacterized. Lineage: Eukaryota; Metazoa; Arthropoda; Insecta; Lepidoptera; Gelechiidae. The transcript is spliced from 5 exons. The coding region runs from base 282 to 1580 and encodes 432 amino acids. The record is from RefSeq and is a predicted model, not a curated record.
ACGUCCACAGUUUCACUGCAGCGGUCGUCGAUCCCGCGCGUGCGCACACUACACGCCCUACAAGUGAUAGUGAUAGGUGAUACUUUUAUUUGGUGAUAGUGAUAACGGGUGUGGUGACAGCUUUAGUGCAAAAGUUUGGGGAAAAAGUGCUGUGUGGUAUAGUUUUUGUGAAAAGCGGAGAUUUUGAGCAAAGUUCUUUUUUUUGGAUUGUUGAGGUUCCAGCCCUGAAGCCUUGGACACCAGAAGAUUGUCUGACAAAUCAGCACUAUGUGAUUACCAAGAUGCUUCUAAACCUGUGUAAAUCGUGCCAGUAUUGCCUGGAGACUAUGUACUGGAAAUGCUGCGAAGAAAGAUUCUGCUUCGACAAGAAAAUCGCCACUUACAAGUUAGAAGAAGAUACAGUCUACCAGAAUGGCUACACAAACAUGGGCGCCAGUCUGGAGAGCGUGGUCACUCAGCAGCCCAUCAACAACAACCAUAUCCCUCCGAGAGAGGUCUUCGGGAGGGAGAUCAAUGAAGUGCCUCUUCACGCUGAUAAGCUGUACGAGGUGUUCUCCAAAUCGCUAAUCUUCAGAGAAGAUCACGAACUCAAGAACGGCAGCAACGAUUCUUUGGAUGAACUGGAAACUAAAUCCGAACCUGACUACCUUGAGCGACCGAACCGAACCAAAGUUUACUUCGAAGAUGAAGUCAACUCCCCCGUGACAGACUUCGAAAUCAUGUUCAAAGACGAACUAUUAGCCUCUCACGAUAUGUUCAAAAUCGAUGAAGAAGAAGAAAGUGUUAAGAGCCAGGACACAGAAGAAGGACUAGUUAUGAACGUAUCUGUUAAGAAACAAGACGUAAUCAAACCUAGUACUAUAACAAUCAAAGACGAAUCUAAAAUAACGACUCAAAAUCCUAUUUAUAAGUACGAUCCUGUUUCAGUCGUCGCUUUGCCAUCAACGUUAAGUUUACCAAGAGUUGAAAGCGUCAAAGGAAUUUUGCGGCAAAAAGAUCUACCUAGAAGCCACAGCGCAAGAACUUUAGAAAGAGUCGAUAGUAGCAGCAAAUUAUCAAGGCCGACUAUUAAUAGAGUUGAUAGUCUUAAGAAUAUUGACCCCAGUAAAAUAAAUAAAGUACUAGCGAGAGUUCCACAUAGGAGUGCUUCGUUCUUGAACAUUCCUGAACAUUUAGUGCCUGAGAAACCUCCUCUAACGAAAAGCAAAUCAAUGGUAGGAGUGUUAAUGGCUAAUGACAGUGAAAUAAGACUGAGCAGUCUUCCUGAUACUCCUAUUAUUAAAAGCAAUAAUUUACCACGGUUCUUCGCCGAUAGUCCUUCAUUGCCUGAAUAUAAAGGCGAGACGAGUCUACAGGCUUUGAAACAGCAGUCGGAAAUGAUGCACCAGGAAGAUUUUAGCAUGCCAAGGUAUUACGGAACGAUAUCAAAGUCUACUGAACAACUACCGGUACAUGAAAGCAAAUCUAUGCCAGAUUUGAGGAACCCGACAUCGACGGGUAAAGUUAGCAAAAGAUUGGUGAAGUUACGAAGCAGAUUGAAGCCGUUAGUAAUUAAGAAAAGCUCUGAUGAGAGACUAUGAGCAGUAUUAACACUGGCUGUAGAGAUUUUAAUUAUAAAAACAGAUAAAAUAUGUUGACAGAUUAACGUAUGUUACCUUCAAAGAAUUACAUGUUUGAACUAUUUGAGAUAUACGGCAAAAAAUAUGUGUGUCCAGUUAUAAGGACAAUAAUAUUGUCUAACUCUAAUCUGAAAUCAGUUGGUGGAAGGGAACAGUGGUAUGUUUCACACGAGUGGAAAUGUGUUUGGUGUCUGGUGCGUUUAAAUUAUUCACAACGGUCAUUAAUCUAUAACUGGCCUGCAAAACUAAGUAUUACACUUUUAAAUUUAAUAUGUAAUUUUUUUUGCAGCUUUCUUAACUAUUUAUUAGUAACAUUUUGAGUCAUUUUAUUUCGAAUGUUCAUCCUGUGUUCUUAAAAGGUUUUAUUAUAAUUUUAAAAGUGUACUACUUAAGUUUAUUAAAAAUACUUGUUGCACUCGUGAUUCAAUCUACUACUUCCCUAGUUCGAAAUUUGAACUCAGCACUCGCAUAUAAAACAAUACUUUCCACACUUGUAUAAAACAAAAUAUGAAUACAAAAAUAAAAAAGUAAAAAGGAGAGUAUAAAAUGUAUGUAAGUAUUCAUUUACACUUUUACUCUUUUGGUAUUAUAUUUAUUGAUUCAUUUCGUUUUCUAAAUAUGCCUAUACAUCAUAAUAUAUUCCAUUAUAUUAUGAUUACCUCGUUUUACAUCUACUUACUUUGUUUAUUUAACUUUGUUUACAUUUUCUUUUUCUUUUUCGAUUAUUUUAGUUUAUUGUAAAUUCUCUAAUAUGCUUUUCAAUAAAUGUCAGUAUUUAAGCUCAAAACGGUGUACCUUCGAUUGUGAUUUUGCGAAUAAAAUA